Messenger RNA from Rhizophagus irregularis DAOM 181602=DAOM 197198, 911 nucleotides. NCBI's taxonomy places the organism in Eukaryota, Fungi, Glomeromycota, Glomeromycetes, Glomerales, Glomeraceae. The record is from RefSeq and is a predicted model, not a curated record.
CGGAAUAGCAACACAGAGAUCGGAGAGACGGACGUUAUAUUUCAACAACAGGUCAAUAGCGGAGUCAAGAGUGGAAGCUAUACCAGCAUUAUCGAAUGUUGUCCUAAUCAGGAAAGAACCCAGACUCUGCAGUCAUCAAUGGGGCAACUGCUCCGAAUCGGUACCUUGGCAGGCACUACAUGGACGAAAGAAAUACCGAAGACCCCGUGUCAUCUUGUUGUCCCAAACGUUAAAUCUAGAGGAGCAAAUAUUCCUGAAACCAUGUCUCCAGUGCCAGCGGGUGGCAAGCAGGAUGAAGUUCGAGGGUGUCGCAAUAGUUCAACCAAUCCCCUAAUGAUAGUUGAUAUGAUCGCAAGUGAAUCAGAUCGUUGCCGUGUUGCAACUUAUAUUAACCGUAAUCUUGAAAGUGGAGAUCCUCCUAUAUGUUAUAUGCGAGAUGUUAAACAGUUUGGUUUUGAUCAUAUCAUCAUUAUCGGGAAACGUUACUGUGGACUUCUUUUUCUAGACUGUUUUGGUCGCGUGUUUGAUUGGGACUCUAUGAGCGAUGUAUUAUGGCCACUUGGGGAUUAUUGGAAUUUGACAACAAAAGAAUCCCGGACUAGCAGUAUAGUAUGGGGUUUGGAAUUCGAUGGGACUAUUAUUCACCAAACGAAUACUAUACCUAUCCUGUUGCAGAAAAAGACAAGAGAAAGAGUUCGAAAAAGAAGAAGAGCUCGAAAAAGAAGCAUCACUGAUUUGGUCUUUAUAUUGUGUGUCGAUUAAGGAUGAUGUGCACUUUUUUCAAUUUAUGUUUGCUAUUAAUGGGUUAUUUGUGCAUUUCAAAAAUAAUGUGUAUGCUACGUGUGAUUCACUGUUACAAAUAAACGUGUAAAAAAUAUAAUUACAUAUGCCCUAGUCUCAAAAGAUAGGAU